CUUCCUUCAUACCUAUUGGCGACGCGUUUGGAAACAAGACAAACAUAGCUUUUUUUCUAAACACGUGGCUCCCGAUGCUUCCAGCGGCUGCAGAAACGAUGAUGUCAUCGCUAAUUGUUCAGCAAAAAGCGAAGAAUUAUUCCCCCGUCGGAAAUUUCCUGCAAGUGCAACGCCAAAUAUGCAAACAGUGGAACGAAACGGACACGGUGCUUCACGAUAUGGAGAGAUACAUGUUCACACACGCAAUCUGCAGCACAAACUUUACAGCCGUCAUUCAAGAACUGAUGGCAGAUUCAAACACCGUAAAAGACGUGGAGACGACUCAAGAAGCGAAACAUUUUGCCUGGGAAAUGUACACUUUGAUCAAGAAACUCACAACUACGAAGGGAUCGCUCGUGAAUUCCACGAGUGAACGACAUUCCAUGAACGACGACUUCACCUUCCUCUCGCCGUGGGAGACCUUUAACAUCAACCGCGCUCUGUUGGACGCACGGACGUCCGACAGUGCCACCGUUAAGAAAGGAAUUGUGGCCCUCAUUCAGAUGAGAAAACUCUUGGGUUUCUUGGACGACAAGACUGCGUGGGAAACGUUGUCAAAGUUCACAAAGUUGUUGAUCGCAAGAGGUCAGCUUAGCGCUGUGCAACUGUCGGAAGAAAUCGGAAAGUUCUAUCACUACGCAAUGCUUGCUUCGGAAUCCAGAACAGAAGAUGCGGAUUUGCUAGUGAGCAUUUUCACUAUGGACAAGUGGAAGGACUACAAAGAGACUAUGAAAGCCGUCAACGCUAGCCAGGUUCGAGACCGCGUCAGUAUGGACACUGAAUGGAUCGAGCAAAUGCCAGAAGCAAAACUCGCUUUCUCACUCGAGGAAAUGGACAGGCUUGCCGAAGAGAUGACCGCGGGUUAUCAGAGUGACGGCAACGACACGGUGAGACUCGUGAACGACGAACAAGUCAGCGCGACGGUGACGACAUUCCUAGAUGGCUAUGCGAGCAGGCCCAUGCACAGCGCAAUGCGUCUAUUUCUAAGCAUGAUGUGGAUGGUGCAUCAGAAUGCGAGCAACGCGCCUCUGUGGAAUUCCGCGGUACCUGCACUGCUAGACCUCGCUGCGAGCCUCAACUCCUACUUCGAGCAAUGCAAGUCCUCUCUUUCAUGUUGCAUGCGGACAGGUGUCAUCAUAAUCAUCAUUACCAUGAUCAUCGCCAUCAUUGCCAGCCUAUUCCACUGCAGGAUAAAAACCUGCAGUUCAUAUAAAAUAGGCCGAUAAUGGUAUGUAUCAGGGUUCUGCAGCUGAAAUCAAGUACACUGAGGUCAAACGCGUGAA
Molecule: messenger RNA, 1322 nt
Organism: Rhipicephalus sanguineus (brown dog tick)
Lineage: Eukaryota; Metazoa; Arthropoda; Arachnida; Ixodida; Ixodidae
Exons: 7
Coding region: 75-1265 (396 amino acids)
Source: RefSeq, a predicted model, not a curated record